ACUAGAUCUGAUAUUAUUAAAUUAUAUCAGUUGAUUUUAGAAUAUUUAAUUAAUUCAAGCCCUAAAUAUCUCAGGGCUGUGAAUUAUUUAAUCUUCUAUUUAAAAGAAAUAAAAAACUUAGCUAUUAAAUUUAGCUCUAGUUCUAUUUUAUUUUAUAUAGUCAGUAAUGCUAGUUUUGCUGAUAAUCAAGAUUAUACUAGCUUAAUAAAAUAUAUUAUUUACUUAUUUAAUAAUUUUAUUAAUUAG
Molecule: messenger RNA, 246 nt
Organism: Aspergillus heteromorphus CBS 117.55
Lineage: Eukaryota; Fungi; Ascomycota; Eurotiomycetes; Eurotiales; Aspergillaceae
Exons: 1
Source: RefSeq, a predicted model, not a curated record